Molecule: messenger RNA, 3389 nt
Organism: Sebastes umbrosus (honeycomb rockfish)
Lineage: Eukaryota; Metazoa; Chordata; Actinopteri; Perciformes; Sebastidae
Gene: pdia8
Product: protein disulfide isomerase family A, member 8
Exons: 13
Coding region: 363-1850 (495 amino acids)
Biological process (GO): response to endoplasmic reticulum stress; protein folding
Cellular component (GO): endoplasmic reticulum; cell surface
Molecular function (GO): protein disulfide isomerase activity
Source: RefSeq, a predicted model, not a curated record
ACAGCUGGAGAGAUGAUCAAGUUUCACAGGUGAGUACCGGAAAAAAUAAUCCUGCCUUCACAAUAAAACAUGUAGAUAAUCACGGAUGCAUUAAACCGGGUUAUUUAAUGUCUCAGUUGUGUGUAAACGAGUUAAAUCUUGCGAUGACUCAAUUUACCUUUAAAGAUAUUUAAUUUCGUGGUGAAAUACUGUGCUUUUGACACAGAUAUGGGUUUUAUUUUGGAAUCUUCGACCGGAAACGUGAGUUGUGUCGGUUCCAUUGACCGUGUGUGUACCGGAGGUCCUCCUCGGUGUGUAACGGUCACCGUCUCCUUAACGUUUUAACCGUUUUCAUCUGAAAUCAUUCAUCGGUUCUGUCCAUCAUGGCGUCCGCUGCCCGCCUCCUUCCCGCCGUCACCCUCGCGCUGCUGGCUUGUUUUCCCGACGCGGUGUUCUCGCGCAGAGACGUGCUCGAGCUCAGCGACGCAGACUUCGACUACCUGGCAACGGGGCACGAGACCAUGCUGGUGAAAUUCUACGCUCCAUGGUGUGCCCACUGUAAGAAGUUGUCUCCAGAGUUUGAGAAAGCAGCGACCAGACUGAAGGGAACCGUCCAGCUGGCUAAGGUGGACUGUACAGCUCACUCAGAGACCUGUGGGCGUUUCGGGGUGUCAGGUUACCCCACCCUGAAGAUCUUCAGGAAUGGUAAAGACUCCGCCCCCUACGACGGACCUCGCACCGCAGAUGGGAUCUUUCAGCACAUGAAGAAGCAAACCGGUCCAGACUCAGUUCACCUGAAGACUGAAGAAGACCUCCAGAUCUUCAUCAACCACUAUGAUGCCAGCGUUGUAGGUGUGUUUUCAGGUGCAGACAGCUCUCACCUGACAGAGUUUCUGAGAGCUGCAGGUCUGCUGAGAGAACAGUUCAGAUUCGCUCACACGACUGAUCUGAAGCUGGGGGACAAGUACGGAGUCAUCUCUGAGAGCGUGCUGCUGUUCAGACCUCCCAGACUGUCCAGUAAGUUUGAGGACAGCGUUGUCGUCUUCAGAGAUCACCUGACCAUCAACUCACUGAGACGCUUCAUCAGGGACAACAUUCACGGUCUAUGUCCUCACAUGACGAUGGAGACCAGAGACCGUCUGAGAGUCCGUGACCUGCUGACGGCGUACUACGACCUGGACUACCAUCACAACCCCCGAGGGUCCAACUACUGGAGGAACAGGGUGAUGAAGAUGGCGUCUAAAUAUUCUGGGCGAGGCCUGACAUUCUCAGUAGCCAAUAAGAAGGACUUCCUGUCUGAGCUGGAGGACGAAUUCGGCCUGGGGACCUCAGACGGAGGAGAACUACCAUUCAUCACGAUCCGGACCAAACUGGGCCACAAGUACACCAUGAGAGAGGAGUUCACGAGAGAUGGUCAGUCCUUGGAGAGGUUUCUAGACGAUUACUUCGCAGGUCGACUCAAACGUUACAUCAUGUCUGAACCUGUACCUGAGAAAAAUACCGCUGCUGUCAAGGUGGUUGUUGCCGAGUCUUUCGAUGACGUCGUCAAUGAUCCAGAUAAAGACGUUCUGAUCCAGUUUUACUCUCGGUCCUGUCCACACUGCAAGAAACUGGAGCCGGUCUACAAAGAGCUUGCUGAGACGCUGUCCUCUGAUCCAAACAUGGUCAUCGCCAAGAUGAACGCUGCUGAUAACGACGUCCCGCAAGGAUAUGACGUCCAGGGGUAUCCCACCAUUUACUUCGCUCCGGUUGGUAAAAAGGAUGAGCCCAUCAGAUAUGAGGGGGGACGGGAGCUCAGAGACUUCCUGAAGUUCCUGAAGAACGAGGCGAGUCCCCGUCUGGUCGGCAGCGGUCUGAAGUCUGAACUCUGACAGAUCUUCGUCCAACCAGCUGGUCUCCGUGAGGAGGGGACAGAGUCCUGAUCCUGCUGUCAGACCUGGACCUGGACCUGGACCUGGACCUAGACCUAGAUCUGGACCCGAGAACGUCCAAUCAGACUCCCCCGUUACCAUGACGUAAUAGGUGACAUCACCAGUCUGCCUGUUUUAUUUAUUUUUGGAGGUGUGUGGGUGUUGGACUGAGGGAGCGUGGUCACUGCUGAAAGGCUUUCUGGGUAACGCAGCGCCGCCAAAGUGUCGGCAGGUUAAACCAACAUGGUCAGUUUUUACUAUCAGACGUUUUUCUUCUUUAAACAUUUGUUGAUUUAUUGAUUUAUUAGAUGAACUCACAUGGCGUCAAAUAAUUCCCUAAUAUUACCACUAAAAUAUAGCAUAAAAGUUAUAUAAAAAUGAAUACACAUUAAAUUAUACCAUAACAGUUAUAUAAUAAUUAGUACACAUUAGAAAGAAUCCAUUCAAAUAUAAAUAACAUAUUCAAAAGUCUAUUUUAAUACAAUAUUCACAUAUUUACAUUCAGAGAGUUAUUGGUCGCUGUAAUUCUUCUUAUUCCCAGAUUAAAGUGGUAAAUUUACAAUAAAAUAACUCAAAUAUUCUGAGAUUUUAAUGUCAAAAAUAUGCAAGAAAAAACGUGUAAAUUCUUUGAGGUUAAAGUGACCGUCUGGGUGGUGUUCUUAUGCUGGACGGCUAGAUACACGUCUCCUUUCAGGUUCCUUCUGUGUUCAUUUAUGAACAUAAAUAAAUAGUAAUAUAAUUCAUAUAUCUGGUGACCUCAGUGUUUACCGAUGCCGUUCCAAUUCUUGUAAAUCAGUGACUUAAAUCUCCGAGAUUAUCUGAGUGUUUUCUCUGAAUAUUACCCCGUCCCCCGGCUCUGUUGUUGUUAUAAUAAUAUAAUAAUAAUGAUAAUAUAAUAAUAAUUCCUCCUGUUGGCCAACAACAAUCAUUAACGCAGCAAAAAGCUGUUUCAGUACAAAUAAAUAUGAGUUUUGUUUGAAGAUGGACGGUGGACUUUAAGGUCAGCUUCAUGGAUCAGAGGUACGGUGCCAAUAAUCUGUUUUUAGUCAAUUAUGUUUGUUAUUGAUUAUUAAUCUCACCAUUGUUGUUUUUAGACUUUAUGAUGACAGAAAAUUGUCAAAUUCUCAGACUGACGUCUUCUUCAGACGUCUGGUUUUGUCGAUCAUUCAUUAAUGAUUCCAUCAGUUGAUUCAUUGACUGAUUUUAUAAACUGACUCAAAUCAUCACACAAAAACAUUUUAUUUUAUUGUCUCAUGUCUUUUCAAACUUACUGUCAUUACAUGCAACUGUGAAUUUCAUGCACUGUUUUUUAUUCAUAUUUAUUUGAUGCAAAGUAAUUUAUUUAUUGAUUUCAUCAUCUGUGGAAACUGUUUUUUAUUGAUUUGAACGUUAGCGGAGCCUCUUUGUACAUUUAGUGACAAACUGAUGCAAAAAUCUAUUCUGAGCCUUAUUUUACAGUCUGAAGAGGAAUAUUUAAUAAAACUCUGACUGAUACGAGAA